AUGCAGCAGUGGACACGCCGGCUGCACGCAGUGAACAAAUCCGCGGGUCGCCGGUGGAGCCCCAUCCCGCAGCCACCGCCGCCGCACGUGGACCGGCUCUGCGGCACGCACAGUGUGCUCAACACACUGCGCGCGUUCUACAACAGCCCACAGCAGCAGCACCCGCACCGGAAGCAGCUGCGUCGCUUGUUUGUGCGCGACUUUCGCCUCGCAUUCGACAGACCGGGCGACGCACACCGUGAGGACGGCGACGGGAGUAGUAAUCCUAAUGAGAAUAACACCAGCAAUGCCAUCUCGGGCGGAAGUUGC
This is a messenger RNA of Trypanosoma grayi, 309 nucleotides long. RefSeq lists its product as hypothetical. Lineage: Eukaryota; Euglenozoa; Kinetoplastea; Trypanosomatida; Trypanosomatidae. The transcript has a single exon. The annotation marks the transcript as partial. The record is from RefSeq and is a predicted model, not a curated record.